Apiotrichum porosum is the source of this 903-nucleotide messenger RNA. RefSeq lists its product as uncharacterized. The transcript is spliced from 2 exons. The record is from RefSeq and is a predicted model, not a curated record. Lineage: Eukaryota; Fungi; Basidiomycota; Tremellomycetes; Trichosporonales; Trichosporonaceae. The coding region runs from base 1 to 903 and encodes 300 amino acids.
AUGCACAUCAUUCUUACCGGCGCGGCCGGCAUUGUUGGCAGCCACACGCUCAAAUACCUCCUGGCUCGCGGCCAUUCGGUCGACGCUAUCGAUAUCGUGCCAAUUGCCCCCACAGUGCUCGAUGCUAUUCCCAAGGAGGCCUCGGAGCGCUUGCGGACGCAUGUGGCCGACUUGGUUGAUCUGAGCAAGUUUGAAGCGAUCGUCAAGGCCGCAGGACACGUCGACGGCGUGAUCCACAAUGGCGGCAUUCCCAAUCCUCUGAACAACGAUCCGCGGGUAGUGUACAACACCAACGUUACAAGCAACUACAAUGUCCUGCAGACUUGUGCCAAGUACGGUAUCUUCCGUAUCGCCCAAGCUUCGUCUGUCAACGCCUACGGCAUGAGCUUCACCCCCGAGGGACACAAGUUCUGGGACGAGCUGCCCAUGAACGAGCAGUCGCCAGCACGUCCAGAGGACCCUUACGCCACUUCCAAGAUCGCGUGUGAGGAGCAGGCCAACGCCAUUUGCCGCUUCUACAACGGCAUGCGCAUCGCCUCGCUUCGUUAUCACGCGUGUUGGCCCGACUAUGAGACAGCGACACAGUGCGCCCGCUAUCAGAGCCUGUUUGGUUGGGUUAGCCUCGAGUCGUGUGCUAGCGCUGCGCUGGCGGCUAUCACUUCGGAAGGGUGGGACAAACACGAGGUGUUCAACCUGGUGGCUCCGGAGAUCUGUUGGGAGGGAGGCAAGGACCCGGAGUCGCGGUUCAACGGCGAGAUGCUCGACUCACUUGCCUUGCUCGAAGCAAACUGGCAAGGCCGAUACAGCGGGGUCGACAAAAGCUGGUGGGCUUCCAACCCACGCAGGGGCUUCUGGGACUGUACCAAAGCCGAGCGUCUCUUGCAGUGGAAGCACGAGGGUUGA